AGAGUCCAAACAGCAGCAUCGCAGGCUCAAACUCAUUCUACUUGCCCACCAUGCCUCCCAUGGCAUUAACAGGAAUCGUCACUAAAGCCGGCUACAUGCACAAGACAGCCACUGUGACUGUUUCACGCCAUGUCAUCCACAAAUUAACCGGAAAACGCAUUGAACGAAGCAAAAAGAUUCUAACACAUGACGAACAAGAAGUCCUUCGAUUGAACGAUACCGUGUUAAUACGAAACUGCCCUCCAAUAUCCGCGCGGAAACGCUUUAAGCUGGAAAAGAUCUUGAAGAGUCCAGAGACAGAGCGGGAUUUGGCACACAUGCAGGCUGCACAAUAGUCAUAGGGGUGUGAUGACACCAAGUUAUUGUUUGACCAAACCUCCGGAGUCUGCAUGGCAUUCUAGACUGCGCUUCGAGUCCUUGUUCAUACCCGUCAUGUAGAGGCGCUCAUACAAUAAGCAUUCAUUUCAAAUAUAUGUACUGCUAACAUGCUUUUGACUGACCCAGUCCUGCGGAUGUUUGUUGUCUUUCACGCCCAAAUGAUGCAAAACUUCACGUCUAGAGAGCCCUUGUUUCGAGGGUUCGGUGACAUCGAGGCUGGGUUACUCGAGCUGGUACACUUCACGAAUGGGGAGGAACCGCUUGAGGGCCCGGUCAAGAACGGAAAGCUGAUGGGUUAUCAAUAUCACGUAUAGGGUUUAUAUUUAUGCAGUAGCAAUAUAUUUGUAACCAUAA
Suillus subaureus is the source of this 732-nucleotide messenger RNA. RefSeq lists its product as uncharacterized. The record is from RefSeq and is a predicted model, not a curated record. The coding region runs from base 51 to 335 and encodes 94 amino acids. Lineage: Eukaryota; Fungi; Basidiomycota; Agaricomycetes; Boletales; Suillaceae. Gene Ontology annotation, biological process: translation. The transcript has 4 exons. Gene Ontology annotation, molecular function: structural constituent of ribosome. Gene Ontology annotation, cellular component: ribosome; mitochondrion.